Messenger RNA from Syngnathoides biaculeatus (alligator pipefish), 4504 nucleotides. RefSeq names its product inositol polyphosphate-4-phosphatase type II B (gene inpp4b). Gene Ontology annotation, molecular function: phosphatidylinositol-3,4-bisphosphate 4-phosphatase activity. The record is from RefSeq and is a predicted model, not a curated record. NCBI's taxonomy places the organism in Eukaryota, Metazoa, Chordata, Actinopteri, Syngnathiformes, Syngnathidae. Gene Ontology annotation, cellular component: cytoplasm.
CUAUUUAACAAAAGCAAACAAAACAACACGUUACCACUUAGGCAACUAAAAGUGUGGGCUGUUCAUGAAGUAAUGGAGAUUUUUCUACGAAGAACCAAACUAGAGACCCAUGCUGGGAGUGGGAUUGUGAGCGAGGCAGGCGGAUGACAGGAAGCAGAGACAUGUCUGCAUUCACUGACAAGAGGAGGAAAAGAGAAGAGGAAAGAGUUCUGUGCAUUCGUACUCCCUCAUCACUCUCCACCUAUUGCUGCCUUCACCCCCCACCCCCACCACGGCCCCCCACCAUCUCUCCCCUCCCUCCCUUUUCCCAGUCCCCGGCUGGUCCCUCUCCUCUGAAAAAGCAUCUCGGAUGCCGUUCGAGUGCGGGCGCAGAUCGCUAUCGCCGUGACGGCAGCUUGCCCGUCCAAGUGCACACCGCUAGUCGGAGGUGGGGGGGAAAAACUGGACUGGACCGCGGUGUUCCGCAGAAGAGGCGGUCGAGGAGGUGGAGCCGGACAGAUGGACGGAGCUCGGGAGGGGGGAUACUGCUUGGUUGACCUGAAGGAGCUGAGCAGUUGCUCCGGAGAGGAGCUGCCUCAUGUGAUCGGUGUUACUUGUGCCCCGAAGACGCCUCGGGUGGAGUUCAGCCUCGCAUGCAAUGACCUGGUGACCCCAGACCGAGACAGGACACCCAACACGGUGGUCCACGUCGCUGUGGCAGACCCUCAUAAAGAUCACCUGGUCUCCCAUUCCUGCACGGAGAUAGUUGAGGCAAAUAAAGACCCGUGCUUUCUGACUGGGGUCACUUUCCCCUCGGACUGUACCGCCACGCCGGAGACGCUCGUCAAGCUUACUGUGUAUGAUGUAAAGGACAAACGGCAAGAAGUCGGCAGCUUCCUUGGCAGUGCCACAUUUUCGGUGGCCGAUCUGCUUCAGGCCAAAGAUGAACGCCUGUCCUUGAGUCUGAGGUCUGAUGGUGGCCGUGCAGCCGGAACAGUGGUGGUGAGUCGACUCAAGAUGGGCGAGAUGGAAGAAGCGGAGAAUAUCACUACCGACGUACCAUCCCAGAAGUGUCCCUUAGUGUGCGAGUCUGCAUCCUACAACUGUGUGGAGAGAGACCACCUCCUGACAGGACCAGUGUUCACCAACCCAGUAUGCAAAGUGUACAGGUUCCAAACCGUGGACAGCAAGUGGAUGCUGGUGCGCGAGCAAAUGGAGGAGUGCACGUUGUCUUUCAGCAUUCCCAAGCAACUGCUCUCGCUCUACAUGCAAGAGGACAUGAGCAGGGUGCAGGAUCUGAAGGAGCUGGGGGAACUUUCUCCACAUUGGGACAACUUGCGGAAGGAGGUGAUAACGCGAUACGGCGGCAUCAUCAGCUCCUACCAAGAGACGCUUGCUGAAAUGGAGAAAAUUACUGGUCCGUCCUUCAAGCAGAGCUGCUGCAAAGCCCAGAAAUCCCUGGAAUUCCUCCCAAUCAACCUGCACACUCAGAGAAUGAGAGUGACAUGCCCGAGAAAGACAGACGCGUCGUACGACAUCGUCACGGCGGGCGCCCCCGCCGCACACUUCCAGGGCUUCAAGGGCGGCGGUCUCCAGCGCCUCCUCAGCAGAUACGAAGCUGAGAAGAAAAGCUUCAGCACGGCCUACCAGUGCAUCUACUACUCGCCGGAGCACACGGCCAAAGCUCAGGAGGUUCUGAGCAGCGUCAGCCUCCUGCAGCCGCUCAUCAGCAGCUUAGCCGACCGACUGCUGCACGCCGCUCGCGAGCAGUCCUCUCCCGGCCUGAGGGAGGCGCUCAAGGACCUCUCCGACAAGACGGAGCAAUUUGUCCACACGCUCAAGGAUGAGUUGGUCAAAUGCGCCUUGUUAGCACUGCACGCCGCCCAGCCCGGCUACGUGUCCAAGAACCAGAAGGCCGGCGACCGGGACCUGAGUUCUGUCCGGGCGACGUCGCCCUCGCUCCCCGGCGACAACGGGGCUCCGUCGUGCAACAACGUCGACGGGACACAGGGCCUGAGGCGAGGAGAAGACUCCAUCCCCCACCACAAAGAGUACGAUGAGGAGGAAUGGGACAGAGUUUGGGCCAGUGUGGCCAAACGUCUAAACUGCGUCAUCGCCAUGGUGGACCAACUGGCCGAGCAGGACGCCCGCAGCAAGCAGGAGCGCGGCGGCGAGCAGCAACAACAGCUCGCCGACGUCAUCACCUCACACAACCCUGGCGACUGGCGGGAACAGCUGUGCCCCCUGGUGGCCAGGUUGAAGGAGUGCGUGACGCAGGUGGUGGACAAGGCCAAGCGCGCCGUCACCUUCGUGCUGCUGCAGGAAGCCGCCUGCAGCAUCCCGCAGGGAUUCCUGCUCCAGCAGAGGAGAGACGUCGUCUUCAGUCAGGCUCUGGCGGUGUUGGCGUGCGGUUUCGUCAUGCGGCUGUACGCGGGGAUGCAGGACAAAGGUUUCCUGAGGCAGCUCCACCUGGUCGGGCUGGUGGCCCAGUUCGAAAGCCUGCUCAGCACCUACAGCGAAGAGAUCGGCAUGCUGGAGGACAUGGAGGUGGGCGUGGCGGACCUCCAGAGGGUCGUGUUCAAGGUGACCCGGGCCCAGACGGAGCACCUCAGUGACCUUCAGCCUGUGGUGCGAGGCAGACGGGACCACUUCACUGUGGAGGUCCCGCUCCCAGGCCCCGCCUUCCAGAACAUGCCGGAAGAAAUCAAGGAAGGCCGACCUCUGCGCGUGUUCCCGGUACUCUUUAACGUGGGCAUCAACGAGCAGCAAACCAUCGCCGAAAGGUUUGGCGAUAUUUCCCUUCAGGAGAGGAUCAACCAGAAGAAUUUUGAGACGCUGGAGUGCUAUUACAAAACACUGAGCGAAAAGGUGCCACGUGAAUGUCUACCGUGUUUCCGCCAGACAGACAUCAAGGAACUACUUGAAACCCUGGGCCAGAAUGUAGUCACCAAGCGGAGGAAGAAUGUGGAGAUUCUGUGGAGCGCCGCGGCGAUUUGCCGACGUCUGAACGGUAUCAGGUUCACCAGCUGCAAAAGUGCCAAAGACCGAACGUCCAUGUCCGUCACGCUGGAGCAGUGCGCCCUGCUGCGUGACGAACACCAGCUCAGCAAGGACUUCUUCGUCCGGGCCCUGGACUGUAUGCGGAGUCGGCUGUCCCACGGGGAGUUGGGGUGCUGGGAGGACCCCGAGGCGGGCGCGGCGGCGGCGGCGGAGAGCAAACCGACGUCGCGUCACUUUUACCCCAUCGCCCUGCUGCUCGUCAGCUCCCACCUGCUGGUCGUCUGGCUCAUUUUAAGUCUGGUUUUUCUGCUGGCAAAGUAUCAAUAAAGCGGCUGACAACCACCAGGCCUUCGCUCGCUCUCUUCUGCGUCUGUGCUCACCCUUUCUCGAACUCUUCUUACCACUCGCACACACCCCAGAAACAUUCAGUAUAUUGUAUGAGAGUGCCUGAGCAAAAAUAUUUACAGAAGUACGAGUUGUGUGUGUGAGAGCGUUUAAGUCGUAGCGUGAGAGAAGCGUUGUAGCUGCUCGGCUAACCGACUUAGCGGCCACGCUAGCAGGAGGGGCGACGUUGCCAUCAUGUACAUUGAAAUGAAGUCGUCACUUGCUCAUUUCUCGACUGAUUUUGAUGUUUAGCGCGUAAGCGUGUGAUAUCGACGCAGAACGUUUGAAUCAAACAUUUUUAACUGCGGAAGGUAUUCCCAGUUCCCUUGUUGUGAUUCUACGCCAUUGUUGAGAAACCGCACGCAGCUCAAUGUGCGGGCAGCCUCGUUUUUAGCGUUUGAAUGGCGUCCGCAAAUUAAGUGCGCUGACGGAUUAUGUUUAUCGUCUCCAGAGACACGCAGCUGAAAAUUAGUGCGUCGUAUCUACUAAUGUUCAUUUCUAUGGUUCCAACUCAGGCCAAAACAAUUUUUUUAGCUUCCCCGCAUUACGGUUUGAGCAUCAAUAGCCGUGACGUUAUUGUUAGCAUUUGUUGAUUUUACACUGCAAAAAUAUUAAGAAUAAAUAAAUACAACGGAGGUUGAAGGAAUCAUUUCACGCCCUUUUCCAAUCAGGCCGAGUUAACCGGAUCGGCGACCUCCCAUUGCGGGGAAACUCCGUUUGAAGGUUUCACAGGUCGUGGCGCGGUGUCAAAAGACAAAUCAAUCAUUUUUGAUGACGCGACAAACGCGGGCAGGGCCGUAAACACAAUUGCGCUUUGGGAAAUGUGAGACGUUUGUGAUGCGAGUUUUCCCCCACCAAAGUGGACUUUGUGUUCUUGUAAAAUGAGAUUGUGCCAGCGCCGCACCCUCCAGGUGACGAAGCGCCUGCGCUGCUUGACGCUCGCUGCCUUCAUUCUGGACCGAGGACUUAGUUCACCUUACAAUGACAUUACUCGUAAAAUAUUUCAUGAGGACCGAUGGUGGAUUUACAGGUGUUCAAAGAUUAUUUUUUACUUUAUGAUAAAAUAAAAUAAUUAUACAAACUUUUCCCAUGUGGUUUUGGGGAUUUUGUAAGGUCCCCCCCAUCAUUAUAUUUAUGGCGA